UUUCCUCCUUCAUUAUUUAUCAUCCACGUGCCUGAGUGGCCUCGGAGCGUUCUCUCCACUCAUUCAGCCCACAGGAACAGAACAUGCAGUCCAGGCGAAGGCCGUCACCAGCCGCAAUGGCUGUGAGGAGACUCCUGAUCUUCUGACUGACCUCGAGGAUCUGACUGACCGUGAACUUUUGCCAUGUUUGCAGCUGCGACUAAGAACUUUGUGAAGCAGGUGGGGGACACGGGGCGGCUGAUCCCCGUCCCCAGCCUCAGCGAGGCGGACCGGUACCAACCCCUCAGUCUGGUGACCAGAAAGAGGAGAAGACAUUUCUGGAAGAAGACCAAAUUUGGCUCAACCCCGUUCUCACUGAAGGACAUCCUCGUAGGAGAAAAGGAGAUUACUGCAGGAGUGUCAUCCUACCAGCUUCUAAACUAUGAAGACAAGUCAGACGUGUCCUUAAAUGGGCGCCUGGGCAACCACCUGAUCCAUGAAGUGGGUGUCAACAUCAGCGGCUCGGACUCGGUGGCAGUUAAAGCGUCCUUUGGGAUCGUCACCAAACAUGAGGUGGAGGUUCCGACCUUACUGAGGGAGCUCAACUCCAGGAAAGUGGACCUGGAUCACUGUCUGAUCCGUCAGUCGAAGGACAGCGGGCGAACCGUGCUGUGUGUGGUCAUGGAGAGUAUUCGCACCACACGCCAGUGCUCUCUUACCGUCCACGCUGGCAUGCGUGGCACUACCAUGAGGUUUCAGAUAGACGACGGCCGGAACCCAAAAGGUCGCGACAAAGCCAUCGUUAUUCCAGCUCACACUACCAUAGCCUUCAGCAUAUUUGAACUAUAUGUGCGUCUCGAUGGAACCCUAGACAUAUGCGUAGCACCAGAGUCGAUAGGUGGCUUUGAGAGGGAACAGAUCCGAGAGCAGCUGGGAGGAUUCAUCGGCAGGUUUUCUGUGGGCCGACUGCGGAGGUUCCUGUCAGGGAUUAUUUAUGGGAACCCCUUUAGAGCAGAUGACCGGACAUUUGAGGAGCUCACGCAUUCAGAUAUGUACAUGGACGACGUGGCGGAUUACUAUGAGAAGGCUGCCAGCAUGACCGACCUGUCCACCUCCUACCUGCGGGAGGACAAACACACCCGGGUCAACCUGCUCAACCACAACAUCCCCAAAGGUCCCUGUGCGCUGUGUGGAAUGGGCCACCAGCGGCGCGAGACAGUGUACGGCUGCCUGGAGUGCACGUCCAACGGCCAGAAGUACGUACGGCUGCACGCUGUGCCAUGCUUCGACCUGUGGCACAAAACCUUACGGUGAGGACUGCCCUGCACAGGAAGUGACUUCAUGAGGCUGGUAACACUGGUACUCUAGUUCUGGUGCUGUAGACUCGCUGGAUAGUUUUGUGGAUACUGAUUAGGAAGUAUGGAGCUUAAAAGCUGACGUAAAGUAUUUUAAUCUGCAUUUUGUAUUUUUGAAAAAAAAAUUCUUGGAACUUUUCACUAAAAAAUUUUUAUGGCAUAAAUCAUAAAUUUGAAUUUUAUAUCUGUUUAGAAAUAUGAAUUUAGGGCAGAUAUGAAUGUUAGUAGCUAGACUUGAAUUUACAAAUAUAAAAAUGUAUGGAUUUUUUUUAUCUGAAAAUGUAAAAAAUAUAUUUUGAAACGUUUAGAUCUAAAAAUUCAAAUCUAUCUAACAGAUGUAUCACCUCUGGCUUAAAUUCAUAUUUCUAAAAUUCUAACCAAAUACAUCCCUGGAAAAAAGUUUCUGAAUCAGUUUCUCUGAUUUUGCUAUUUAUAGGUAUAUGUUUGAAUAAAAUUAAUAUUGUUAUUUUAUUCUAUAAAUUACUGACAACAUUUCUCCCAAAUUCCAAAUAAAUAUAUUGUCAUUUAGAGCAUUUAUUUGCAGAAAAUGGGAAACGGCUGAAAUUAAAAUAAAGAUGCAGAACUUUUAGACCCUGAUACUGCAAAGAAAAUAAGUUCAUAUUCAUAAAGUUUUAAGGGUUUAGAAAUUAAUAUUUGGUGGAAUAACCCUGGGUUUUAAUCACAGUUUUAUGCAUCUUGGCAUGUUCUCCUCCACCAGUCUUACACACUGCUUUUGGAUAAUUUUAUGCCACUCCUGGUGC
Molecule: messenger RNA, 2095 nt
Organism: Astyanax mexicanus (Mexican tetra)
Lineage: Eukaryota; Metazoa; Chordata; Actinopteri; Characiformes; Acestrorhamphidae
Gene: pjvk
Product: pejvakin
Exons: 6
Coding region: 184-1293 (369 amino acids)
Biological process (GO): programmed cell death
Cellular component (GO): cytoplasm
Source: RefSeq, a predicted model, not a curated record